AUGACAAGCCGAUGGCUCCUAGUACUGGUCGUAAUAGUGGUGCUGCUAUGUCAAGUCGGCGUCUAUUACCUGCAAGCGUGGCGAUGUGAGCUGCAAAUUCAGUCUAAUGCAAUCGAUUCCAAAGAUUUGCUCACAGUCCUGAUCGUGACCGAUGUGCAUUUGCUGGGAAAUAGGCGACGCACAUGGGUCGAGCGUUUGUGGGUGGACUGGCAGGUGUACGCGUCUGCUAGGGCAGCAGUGGACGUACACAAUCCAGAAAUAGUUCUCGUGUUGGGCGACCAAUUCGAUGAGGGCAGUCGAUGGACACCAACAUCGGAUUGGGACAAAUAUGUUACACGUUUUUUUCGAGCCUUUUCGAGCUUCCUGCCGUUGAAAACGCUGUACCUGGUAGGUAACCACGACACGUCAUUUGGACGGGAUAUGAGGAUGGAGGACUUGAAGCGCUACGAAAUCACGUUUGGGGCGGCAAACCGUAUCGAGGAGAUUAAAGGACAUACGUUUGUGAGUCUCAAUACGAUGGCGCUGGACUUGGACGUGGGAAGCAAAGAGGUGAAGACAGAAGCGAGAAGCUUUCUGGAGCAUAUCAACUUUGACGACCUUCGAGCGCGUACGAAUGGCAGUAUGAUCUUGCUCACACACCUGCCGCUUUUUCGUACAGAUGAUCUAAAAUGCGGACAAGAGCGACUUAGUGAGUCGGCACACGUCACGUACGAGCACCCGGGCUUCAAGUACGAUACCCACCACCAUGUACUCUCACGCGAGCUAUCUGCGGAGCUCCUUGGCAAGAUACAACCAAGCCUAGUGUUGUCAGGUCACACCCAUGCGUGGUGUGCGUAUCAGCACUUCGGCACAUCGACCAUGGAGUAUACCACCCCGGCGUUUUCUUGGGGACAACGCCCCGACCCUAGCUACGCCUUAAUACGGCUAUCUCGCAAUGGUGACGGCAAAGCGGGCGAACCAGAAGUGACGGCUUGUCACUUGCCGCAGGAGCCGUUCAUCUUUGCAACGUACGCUGCCACAGCUGCCAUUAUCCUACUAGCUCAUGUCGUCAGACUUGUACGCGCACUACGUACGCCCAAGGCGAAGGCCAAGGGUGCUUAA
Molecule: messenger RNA, 1101 nt
Organism: Peronospora farinosa
Lineage: Eukaryota; Oomycota; Peronosporomycetes; Peronosporales; Peronosporaceae
Source: the annotation of a GenBank genome assembly